This is a messenger RNA of Dimorphilus gyrociliatus, 1783 nucleotides long. The record is from the annotation of a GenBank genome assembly. Lineage: Eukaryota; Metazoa; Annelida; Polychaeta; Dinophilidae.
UAUGGGUAAUAUUAACAAAUCGGUAUUAUGCCGAUGUAUUGAUAAACAGCAAUGUUCUCCUCUGAGUAAGCAAACCGGAAGCGCUCAAUGGUUACCUCCCACGGAAGCUUGGAACUCGACCUCUUCUUAUGGACUAGAAAAGGCUAUAGAUAAACGGGGAAAGAAUUAUUAUAUAGAGUACAUUUUCUUUGCUUCUAAUGAACAAUACAUCAAAGAGACUUCCUCCUCUGAUUCUGAAGCAUCUGAAAAUGAAGCAGAUUCUGAGCUGAGAACUGUAGAACUCUUACGAGAUCCAAAUGCUGCCUUUGGUUUUGUAGCUGGUAGCGAAAAGCCAGUCGUUGUUCGAUUUGUAACGGAAGAUGGACCUAGUUUCGGAAAGUUAUUGCCUGGCGACGAAAUUAUUCGCAUUAACGAUGAAUACGUGGAAAAAUCACCUCGUGAACAUGUUAUAGAGCUUGUCAGAUCUAACAAGACAUCAAUAACUCUCUCAGUUAAACAGCCUUCGUACGAAAAGACUCAAAAGUGUAAGAAACGUCGCAAAAGGACUGUUAUCUUACCGGAAACUUUAAAACGUCUAGAAGAUGUAUUUGCGGAAGAAAGAUGGCCUAGCCGACCAGCUAAGUUGAAAUUGGCUCAAGAGCUAAAUCAAACGGAGCAAUUCGUUAAUAUAUGGUUUCAAAAUAAACGUGCUAGAAUGAAAAGGGAACAAGCCAAGAUAAGGCAAGAGACGGAACAGAGUGAAGAUUUUGCUCGUCAGCAAGUUCAGAAUUUUUUUGAGAUGAGUGAUGAGGAAGAUAGCGAGGAAGUAAAAGAGGCAAUAGAAGAUGAAGGAAAAAUAAUAUUCAUUGAUUCGUUACAAGCUUUCGAGUACUUUGCGAAAAAGGAAUCGUGUCCCAAGCAGAAAAUUCUUCCUUGCCGAAAGAUGGCGCAAAUGUCAUUACAUGGACAAAAUAAAAGUCCUGAAAGAUUCAAUGUACCCAUAACAGAUGAGGCAGAAGAGAGAGAAAGCAAAGUAAAUUUUAUUGGUGAGCUCAACUUUCCGGAAAUCAGUUUGAGGAAUUCUUUAGCAAUCUGUUUUCAAGAUCAAGGUCGUUUCAUAGUUGAUAUUCCUGAUGAUCUUUUACCAUUUUAUCUGCACGUUGUUUUAACAUACGCACCUGCUUUUUUACGGGCUCAAACAAUCGUUACUCGAACGGAAAUAGUUGGUAGGCAAUUAAAAGAAGUAGUUGACAAUCACGCUGUUUCUCUCCAAUCCCCUUCGCCAAGAAAGGCAAUUUUAACAAGGGUUUUAGACAACGUAAAUAUAGCUCACCCAGUAAACUUAUUCAACUUGCCCAUAACUGUUGAAUAUCCCGGACUUCGUUAUCAUAAACGUCCAAAUUAUUCUGUAAACGGUAUCCUUGGAGAUUGUGAAAAAACCUUCUCAGAGCCGAAAUAUGAAGAUGAAAAGGGAAAUAUUAAAGUAAAUGAUCCAAGGUAUACGGCUUGCUAUGUGAGAAUGUUGGACGAACAUUCAGCUGUUGAGGAGAUUAAAAUCGUCUAUGUUUACCAAGGAGAAAGUUGUAGCACUGCCUACUUGGGACCUCGAUUAGAAUCUGGGAGGCAACCAAAUCAUCAAAUUUAUGACACAUCUAUUGUUACUCCUUUAACGUCAUUUAAACAGCACAUUAAUGCUGCGUCAAAUAGUUCCAUGCCAGUUUAUGUUUAUACACUAGCUUAUCCGAACAGGUCUAAAAUUGAUCAUUCUGCUCAUGUAAUUGUUGAAGCUGCGUCUUUCAAAUGA